AUGGCUACAAGUACAUCAAUGUGCGCGGUAUGCGAUCUUCAACACCAAACCUCACUAGCUACUCACUGGUGUAUAGAGUGUGAAGAAUCAUUGUGUGCUGCCUGUACAGAACAUCACAACGUUCUUAAGGCAACAAGACAUCACAAAGCUAUUCCUAUCUCAGAUUACCAAUUAUUACCAACCGACAUCAAGCAGUAUUGCGACUAUCACAAUGAGAAGUAUCAACUUUACUGUAUUAAGCACGAGAGUCAAAUAUGCAACAAGUGCCUAAAGGAUCAUGGGAAAUGUGGGGAAAUACAUUCACUUGAUGAGAUAGUAAAGGACAUUAAAACGUCAGAGUCUUUCGUUAAUCUAGAGCAGAGCAUUGACGAUCUUUUUGAUAACAUCAUUCAAAUUCGUAAAGAAAAGGAGUCUAAUAUAAAAAGUAUACAAGAACAAAAGAAGAAUAAAACAGCCCGAAUUUCUAACGUGAAAAAGAAGAUAAUUAAGCAUUUGGAGAAACUAGGACAAGAGUUUAUAAAAGAAUUUGAUCAAAUUGAAUUGAAUCACUGCGAUCCGCUUCGUUUGAUGGUAUCUUCACUUCAAGAUAAAGAAAACAAAAUAUUUCAGAUGAAGUCAGAAGUUCAAGACACGAAAAAGUACGCAUCUAAUCUGCAGGCAUUCCUUCGUAUGAAGGAAAUUCAGGCGAAAACCACUGAAUACGAAAAGCAUAUCCAGAUUGCAAGUAUAAAUCACGAAGUAAACAUCGAGAGCUCAAUUGAUACUAAGUUACGGGAUAUUCUAACUAUUGAGAGAUUUGGUUCAAUAGAAGUCAUUAACAGUCCGUUUACCAAACUUACUUUAAAAAGAAGGGAAAACAGACAGGCACAAAUACCAGUUAAAGUUCCCAAAGCACUAAAAGUUGAAUUUAAACGAAAACUAGAUACAACUUGUAAAUAUCCAAGUGGUUGUUGCGUUACGAAAACAGGAAAAUUGCUAUUGACGAACUUCGAUGAACACAAUGGUAGAGUAGUAGCAAUAAAUGCCAAAGAUGAGGUUGAAUAUACCAUUCCAUUUAUUGCACGAUACAAUACGUUUGAUGUAGCGUGCUUAGACGACUGUACAAUUGCUGUAUCUACAGGUAGAUCCAGAAAAGUACAUGGUGUCAGUAUUGUUGAUCUGACCAAGAAAGGUGUAAUAAAGUUCAUUGACCUGCAUUUCGAUCCCUCUGGAAUUAGUUAUGACGGAAAAUCAUUGAUCUGCUGUGUAGUUGGCAAAGACUUACAUAUGAUAUCUUGUGCAGACUACAGUGUCACUACUGUCCCUAAUACCGCCACACCGUGGUUUUCAUACGUCGCAACACAUGCUGACAAGAUCUUCUAUACAAACCCUGAUAAACACACAGUAACGUGCUGUUUAUAUAGUGGAGAAUUAAUAUGGAAGUUCAAGGACGAAGGCGUGUUAGAUUAUCCACAAGGAAUUACCGUAGACAACAACGGUAAUGUUUUUGUUGCUGGAAUGGAUUCAUGUAAUGUGGUGGUCAUAUCUCCUGAUGGAAGACAGUGCAAUCAAAUACUGACCACGGAAGAUGGUCUUGAUAGGCCGACAGCGAUUUUCCUAAACAAAAAAAGAGAGAAGCUGUUAGUUACUAGUCAACUGAAGUUUGCAUACAUUUAUGACGUCAUUUUUUAA
Mytilus trossulus (common blue mussel) is the source of this 1671-nucleotide messenger RNA. RefSeq lists its product as uncharacterized. The record is from RefSeq and is a predicted model, not a curated record. Gene Ontology annotation, molecular function: zinc ion binding. The transcript has a single exon. The coding region runs from base 1 to 1671 and encodes 556 amino acids. Lineage: Eukaryota; Metazoa; Mollusca; Bivalvia; Mytilida; Mytilidae.